Molecule: messenger RNA, 1100 nt
Organism: Cicer arietinum (chickpea)
Lineage: Eukaryota; Viridiplantae; Streptophyta; Magnoliopsida; Fabales; Fabaceae
Product: F-box protein At1g61340
Source: RefSeq, a predicted model, not a curated record
CACUAAAGCCUGAAAUAUCGAGUUUUAAUUUCAGUUUUCUCAUUCUUCGUUGAACACCAUCGCCCGCAACAAACACAAAUAGAAACCAUUCUUCACUUAGGUUAGUUUUUCCCAUAACCUUCAUUGCCAUCUUUUUGCAACUUUUUUGAACCAAUCGCUCAUAAACUGUUUUUCAUUUUUAGGUAUUUUUCAGAUAGGAGGAUAAAUUUGUAAAUUAAUUAAAGUUUUUGAGCCCGUUGAUAUUGAGAAACGGUUGCAGAUAUGACGUUAGGGUUUGAGAGUUAUAGUUUUGGUCGAGCACUGAGUAGAAAGAGGAUUGUAGUUUCCAACAAUGCUGAAGAUUCUUCUGUUCAAAUUGAAUCUGAUCCUGUGAUUGCUCCAUUGAAGAGAAUGUGUAGCGAUAAAUUCACUUUCAAUUGUGAAAGGUCUCGCCUUGAAGCCCUUCCUCAGGAUCUUCUUGUUAGGGUUUUGUGUGGUGUGGAUCACGAUGAUUUGAAACAGCUUUUUAAUGUCUCUACAACAAUUAGAGAAGCAAGUGAGAUUGCUAAGCAGAUGCAUUUUGAGUUCAACACACCAAAGAAAAGCACUAUUGCUGUUCGUUCACCAUUUGAGAUUGAAAAUGGAUUUGAUGAUAUCGAAGCUCCAAACGCGCCAUUGUUGUUGAGGAAAUCUAAGCCAAGGUUGAAUGCCAAGAGUCUUGCUGGCAUCUCAGUAGCUUUGUUUCAUUGAUUUGAGUUAAACCAAAGAGGAGAAGCAGCAAAUGAUGAUGUUGGAACAGUUUUGUUUCUCUUGUUUUUGGUUUUGUUAAGUAAAUAGAUUUCUCCUGUUGUUCUUGUAUAUUGAUACAUUAGAGAAAGGGCUUCUUAGAAGGAUCAGGAUCUUCAAAUCUUUCAUUGAAGAUUGAUUUUGCUUGGUUGUAAUCUUUUCUGUACAUCUAUAGGCAGAAUAGAAUGUGACAGGGAUUCUAGUGAAUUUUGUUUGAAGGGAUAUUAUAGGCUUAGGCCCUUCUAAUCUGAUAAAUUUGAGUGUGUACAGAUACCAAUUGCAUACUCUUUUGCUUUCAUCAUAAUAAUAAAAUAAAAUGAUUAAUGUUUUGUUUC